GGUGCCAGGGGAGCCCAAAGCCAGCCUGCUAGGGCUCAGUCUCACACGCGCGCCGCCACUGUUUGUACACAGUGCGCUCUUGGCCUCAGGCUCGCUCCCCUCCAGCUCACGCUUCAUUGUUCUCCAAGUCAGAAGCCCCGCAGCCGCGGCGGCAGCAGCGUGAGCCAUAGUCGCUGCUGGCCGCUUCGCCUGCGGUGCGCGCACGAAAAUCGGGGAGCCAGGAACCCAGGGAGCCGGCGCUCCGCCCGCUGUGCCUCUGCUAAGACCCACUUGCAGCCCCAGCCUAUCUCAAGCGCACCCACCUCCGCGCAUCCCAGCGCAAGCGAAGCUGGGGUGAGGGGGGGAGUCACCCUUUCUCUAGGGCCAUCACUCUUUAUCGCCCUUCCCAAGAAUUUGUUUGAGGAAGCGCUGCAGGAGGAAGACGUCCGCUUGAAUCUCUGACAGGGCGGGGUUUACUGCUGUCCUGCAGGGGCACCUAGCCUACAGUGCCCUCCGCUACGACCCCGGACCAACCCGGGUCACGUCCGGGAGAAGGAUCAUGAAGCACUUGGUAGCAGCCUGGCUUUUGGUUGGACUCCUCGGUCUGCCCCAGUUCGUCAAAGGGGACAUUUGCAACCCCAAUCCCUGUGAAAAUGGUGGCAUCUGUCUGUCAGGAAUGGUGGAUGAUUCCUUUUCCUGUGAGUGUCCAGACGGCUUCACAGAUCCAAACUGCUCUAGUGUUGUGGAGGUUGCAUCAGAUGAAGAAAAGCCUACUUCAGCAGGUCCCUGCAUCCCCAAUCCAUGCCAUAAUGGAGGAACCUGUGAGAUAAGUGAAGCAUAUCGGGGAGACACAUUCAUAGGCUAUGUUUGUAAAUGUCCCCGGGGAUUUAAUGGGAUUCACUGUCAGCACAAUAUAAAUGAAUGUGAAGCUGAGCCUUGCAGAAAUGGUGGAAUAUGUACGGACCUUGUUGCCAACUACUCCUGUGAAUGCCCAGGAGAAUUUAUGGGACGGAAUUGUCAAUAUAAAUGCUCUGGGCCAUUGGGAAUUGAAGGUGGGAUCAUAUCUAACCAGCAAAUCACAGCAUCAUCUACCCACCGAGCUCUUUUUGGACUCCAGAAAUGGUAUCCCUACUAUGCUCGGCUUAAUAAGAAGGGCCUUAUAAAUGCCUGGACAGCUGCUGAAAAUGACAGAUGGCCGUGGAUUCAGAUAAAUUUACAAAGAAAAAUGAGAGUAACAGGUGUUAUUACCCAAGGAGCCAAAAGGAUUGGAAGCCCAGAAUACAUCAAAUCCUACAAAAUUGCCUACAGCAAUGACGGGAAGACCUGGGCAAUGUACAAAGUAAAAGGCACCAAUGAAGAAAUGGUCUUCCGUGGCAAUGUUGAUAAUAACACACCCUAUGCUAAUUCCUUCACACCUCCAAUCAAAGCUCAGUAUGUAAGACUCUACCCCCAAAUUUGUCGAAGGCACUGUACGUUAAGAAUGGAACUUCUUGGCUGUGAGCUCUCAGGCUGUUCAGAACCUUUGGGGAUGAAAUCCGGACAUAUACAAGACUACCAGAUCACUGCCUCCAGCAUCUUCAGAACACUCAACAUGGACAUGUUCACUUGGGAACCGAGGAAAGCCAGGCUGGACAAGCAAGGCAAAGUAAACGCCUGGACUUCCGGCCAUAAUGACCAGUCACAAUGGUUACAGGUUGAUCUUCUUGUCCCUACCAAAGUGACAGGCAUCAUUACACAAGGCGCUAAGGAUUUUGGUCAUGUGCAAUUUGUUGGUUCAUACAAACUAGCAUACAGCAAUGAUGGGGAACACUGGACGGUGUACCAAGAUGAAAAGCAGAGAAAAGAUAAGGUUUUUCAAGGCAAUUUUGAUAAUGAUACUCACAGGAAAAAUGUCAUCGACCCUCCCAUCUAUGCACGACACAUAAGAAUCCUUCCUUGGUCCUGGUAUGGAAGGAUCACUCUGCGGUCAGAGCUGCUGGGCUGCACAGAGGAGGAAUGAAGGAAGGGACCACAUAUCCCACAAUGCUUUUCUUUAUUUUCCUAUAAGUAUCUACAUGAAAUGAACUGUGCAAAUCUGAUAGAAACAGCAUUUGUUUUUGUCAAAGCGUUCAAAUUACAGUAGGCUACUGACUGUCUUUUUAGGCAUUCUAAGCCUGCUUUUUCAAUAAUUUAAUUUUUUUUCCUUUGCUCAACUCUCUAUGUAAUAUCACACUGUGUGAAUUACUCCCCUUGUUCUCAGAAUUAUAUAGAUUGGCUGAAGUAUAGUAGGCAUAACAAGUCUCCUUUUUACAGCAAAAAUAAAACUAAACAAACUCAUAGUCAUCAGAAGGAAGAGUUAAGGGAGAAUUAUGGUCACUGUUCAGUUAACACAUAAAAUGUUACAAUGUUAGCAAUAAGGUUUUUUGUGAUGAAUUUGGAUUAUCUUGAUUGUUUUCCUGUGCCUAACACUGUUAGUGUGUAUUACAGAGAUUUGGGGAGGAAAAUUUGAUAUGCAGUACCAUUAAAAGAGCAAUUCUAAUUUUAAUUUCUUUACUUAUAAUAAAAUACUUUAUAUUAUUUAUAUGCUUCAUAAAUAGGUUAAUAUUCUUUGUCAUUGGACUUUCUCCUUUUAUUUGCCUUAAAGUAUUAUUAUCCUUUAAGUUUAUUUAUAUACACAGAACAUGUAUUAAUAUGCAUUGAACAUGAUUGGAUAUCAGUAAAUGGUUCUAUGUUGAAUAUCAGUACAUUGAACCAGUAUUUUUAUUUUUGAAGGAAGCUAUAUGUAUUUCAUGUCCAAAGGCUAUCCUUUUUGAGAAUCCCCUGUUACCAUUUAGUGAAAAAGAACAAAAAAACCACUAUGGUCCUUGAAUUUAAAUCUUCAUUUCUUUGAAAUAAUAGACUCAUUAUCUGUGUAUUUAAAAUAUUAGCAAACGUAUGUGAGCUUAGUGUUGCACAGCUUGGCCAAGUGCACUCAACAUUUUUUUGUGAAUUUCCACAUUUCCCAUGAAAUGAAAUUUUCAAUGCAGUUUAAAAUCAGUGAUGGUUUCUGAAGAAAGCACAUUGCAUAAUUAUUUGUGAGAAGCAAUGUAUUUACUAAUGACAAAAUCAUAAACCAUCUUCAGGAUGAAAAUUGAUUUUUAUUUCUUUUGCUUCAAACGUCUUAGAAAAACUAAGCAAUUAUCAUAACAAUUUGUUAUUGAUAAUGGAGGCAUCAUUGACAUAUGUCUCAAAUUAAAGCUCACACUGCCUCCAUAAAUGUCCUCCAUACCUAAUUUAUAAGCUUAACACGUAUUUAUUUUAUAAGGCUUUGACACAGAGUUAUUGGAGUUUUAAAUUGAAGGCCCAGGGAAGGAAAGGGUGGAUGUGGAUGAAAUGCACAAUACUGCUAUCCUUUAUUUGAUUUUUGUCGUUAAUAUGUGUGCUGUGUAAGGAAAGCGACUACUCUUUUGUCCCGUCUGUUCAUGUGUUCACAACAUCUCUCAGUGAUGUAAAUAUGCAGCAGUCUUCAAUCACAGCGAAGAAGUGAAAGAGAAAGUCAAUCACAUUGCCAUUUUAAAUGACAGCAAAUUCAUUGUUCUAUAGCGGCUGUCAGGCCAAAUGUUUGGCCCAUGCCCAUGUGCUAAUUGCACCAGCUUUGUUAACAAUCUCUUGAUUUUCAGAAUAUAAAAUGCUGAAUAAUUUUCAACAUUUUCCCAAAACAAAACAGCUCUGUCCUCAAUAUUACUAUCCUAAGAAAUGUUUAAAAUUUUCAAUAGAGAAUAUUUAAAAUAGUAUUUUCAAUUAAAAUAGCUCUACAUAGAAUCACUUAAGCCCUAGAAGUACAAGAUUUUCUACCUAGCCAUGGUCCUUGUUUCUCUUAGUGAUAACUGUACUACUGAAUUUGUAGGUGUUUUUCUUUGCAGAUUCUUUAUAUGUAAUGUAAAGUUCCAGAAAUUAUGAAUAACGUGUUGUGCUGAAGAACCUUUUGAAACCAUUUUUGACCUUGUGACGCUGCUGAUACCUGUUUGAAAUAUGUUCUCGAAAAAAGUUGCUAGUAACAGUAGCAGUUACUGUUUCAAAAGAUGGUGAGAGUCUUCCCCUUGCUUGUACACCUCUUCCCAGCUCUAUGCACUACCUAAAGCGUAGCAUGUGCAAUGGAUAUGCAUUUGUCCACGAGGGCGCUUGUAUUGGGAAGUAGCUUGCCUAUCAGUUCUAUCCAUGGCUUCAAGCUGAAACAUGAAUUUUUUAUUUAAUUUUAUUUGCAAAUAAAAUUUUAAAAAUACAAAACAUGGAAUUUCUUACCCUUCACUCUACUACAUAAUUAUCAUGAGCUAAUUUUAUAAUUCAGAAAAUUAUGAAUUAACUUUUAAAAUAACCAAUUCAUGUAUAUUUUAUUCUAAUCAUUUGUCACAGACACAAUUCCUACUUUAAGGUUGACUUUCUCUCUGUGAAUGUCUUCAUAAAGUUAGGUGUGGAUUUUGAAGAACAGAUAUUAAUGACUAUUACUAUGCUAGACAACAAAUUAUGAAAUAUAACAUUGAAUGCUGUCGUCUGGUGUGUCUGUAAGGACAGAAAUAACUAAGAUACACAUAACUUUUGCAAACUUUCAAGCUGUGUAAUAUUCCAAUGUUGUUUUUUCUUUGUAGAUAUACUUAAAUCACGUAGGAUGUUGUAAACUCAGUAUGAUCCUGUCUAGUCCUCAAACUUAAAAUAAACUUUUGAAAAACCGUGUUA
Messenger RNA from Rattus rattus (black rat), 4671 nucleotides. It is a transcript of the gene Edil3, whose product is annotated as EGF like repeats and discoidin domains 3. The record is from RefSeq and is a predicted model, not a curated record. The coding region runs from base 539 to 1978 and encodes 479 amino acids. NCBI's taxonomy places the organism in Eukaryota, Metazoa, Chordata, Mammalia, Rodentia, Muridae. The transcript has 11 exons. Gene Ontology annotation, molecular function: calcium ion binding.